UGUUUCUUUGGGUCUAGAAUUAUCAGUCUCUUUAAAUCUUGAGUUACAGAUUUCUAAUUGCACUUCUAAAGUUUCUCUUCAAUUUCUUUCGAUCAAAAUUAAUUUAUUUUAGGAUAGAGUCGUCGAUUUAAAUUGAGAUCGUCAGAUUAAUUUGGACCGUCUAAUAAUUUGAAUAGAUUAAAUUAAAAUUUUAUGAACUCGUGCGGAUUGACAUGUAAUAGGUUCAGAUUGGUUCCUAAGUUCGAGAUUUUUUUUUCUUUUAAACUUUUAAAUUAAAAUGAUUCUUUUUUUUUUUUUACUUUAAAUUGAAUUGGAUCGGAGAUUUCUUACCCAUCCGUUCCGUCCCGCACCAUAACGGAAUGGCCGAUUGACAGCACUAGUGGAGGAGAGGCAGGCCUGAAUUCUUCUUGCUUUGAUCCCGAAAAGAGGCAGAGGAAGGCGAUUGGGCCGAGUUCCCAGAUCAGUGGGCGGACUAUUCUUCCUCCUACCCGCGACCAGGAAGGCGGUUGCAGUGGCGUCGGCUCCUCCGCUCCACUUGUUUCUUUAAAGCGAGCGCCGGGUCUCGACGCAGUCCCACUCCAAUUCCCGUGGCCGUCUUGCCGGCCGCUCCUCCUUUCUCCGUUCAAUCCUCCACGGAAUAUACGGCGCCCCGACGCCGGAGGCUGCAUUGGCACCGCCGCGGCCCUCCAUUUUACCGACUACUCGCGCUCUUCGUAAGUGGUUACUUUGUAAAGGGCCCCCCUUCCUCCUUCGGUUUUGGGUUGGUUCGGUAACGUUUCCGCCGAUGAAGAAGGUCGCCACCAACGAGCAUGAUACCUAUAUUCUCUCGCAAAGGUAUAACCUAUCAAUGCCUCUUACUCUACUCCAAGAGGUUUAUGAGGUUGCUGAUGCUGAUGUUAAGAUAGACUGGCAUGCUCUUGUCAAGAAAACUGCAACUGGAAUUACGAAUGCCCGAGAGUACCAAAUGCUGUGGAGGCAUUUGGCCUACCGUCACCCAUUGCUUGAUAAGAUAGAAGAAGGAGCUGAACCUUUGGAUGAUGACAGUGAUCUCGAGAUAGAAUUAGAAAUUGUACCUCCUGUCAUAGAUGAAGCCUUAAGUCAGGCAAAAGAGUGCGUCCAGCUUUUGUUCUCAUCAUGCGGACUAGGCUCAACGAAGAAGACAGGUCUAAAAGCUCCUUUGGUUGAAAAAGGAGUUGACAAGGAGAUUUUAGACGCCGCUUCAAGUAAACCCCCUCAAACUAGCCAUGGUGUUGCUAUUAGCACUCUCCUGAAGAAGCAGACAGAAAAUGAAUUGGUAGGUUCAAGCUAUCAUCCUAAGAAGAAGAGGAAGCUAUGGACUAAAGAGGAGGAUAAGGAAUUAAUAGCUGCAGUACGUAAAUUUGGAGAAGGUAAUUGGGUAAACAUUCUCAGAGAAAAUUUAAAGCUUGACCGUACACCAUCCCAGUUAUCUCAGAGAUGGUCCAUCAUCAGGAAGCGUGAUGCUAACAUCCUUGCUGUUUCGGGCAAUAAGUCGGUUAGCUCAGCCCAAUCUGAAGAGAGGAUAGCAGCACAAAAGGCAAUUAUAUUAGCUCUUGAUACUCCCAAAGGUGGUAGACUAUCAGGUGGCACGCAAUCAAUUGGCAGGACAAGUUCUUCACCACUCGUAGGUUCAGUGCCUGAAGCAUUGGCAGUCUCAAGCCAACCAUUUAAUCAACAUAAACCACCUGUUCCAGCAGCAUCUCAAGCAUUAGAUUCAAGAUUUCCCUAUAAAUGCGGGACAACCUCAACAAAAUCUACUACACAUUUUGCUACAAAUUCUUCGAUACAAGCUGCUGCAUUUGCUGCUGGGGGGCGCAUUGCUACACCUUCCACUGCUGCCUCUUUAUUCAGAGCGGCACAAUCUAAAACUGCUGUUCAUAUUGGGCCUUGCAGCAGUACUGUAGCUUCUUCUAGUAACUUUAUCAAAUCAUUUGCCGUUACUAGCACUGCAGCAAUGGCGUCAAAGAGCAUGCCGACAGUUGGUACGACUGCACCAUCUUUGGCAAAUCCAGUGUCAUCUUCCUAUAAUACAAAACCUGGAGGGCAGCAAGUGCAAGGUUGCUCUGUCGAAGUGGUAAAGAAUUUGCAAAAUGCAGGAUCAGACACAAUUCCACAUGAUCUAUUGGGUGAAGAAGUAGAAUGGGCAGAUGAUAGCGAAUUAUAUAAACUGCUGGAAUUUGAUAUGGAUUUAGCGAUAGAGAAUGAUGUUGGCAAUGCUAAUGAUGCAUCAGAAUCUGCUGCGCCGAAGUCGCAUGCUGCAAAAGAAUUACUCACUGAACAUGCAGACAGCAAAGUGGUUUCCUCUGUCUGAGAAACAGAGAACUUGAAAAGUGGAUAAUGGAGAUUGUGCGUCAGCAGGGAAGGCAAUUUCAUCAAUCAAUAAGGAUAAUAAAAUCUCAAUCAAUUAGUUUCAAUCAGUUAGACAUGUUGGAUGAACAUAUGGCUAGACCGGUAAAAAAAACACAGGAAUCUUUUAUGCAAUUAACAAAUUUUGUAGGGGCUAUAUUUCAUGUCCAUGCUGACUUUUUCAAAGACCAUUUGAUUUUUGACAGA
Messenger RNA from Zingiber officinale, 2571 nucleotides. RefSeq lists its product as uncharacterized. The record is from RefSeq and is a predicted model, not a curated record. The transcript has 7 exons. The coding region runs from base 785 to 2329 and encodes 514 amino acids. Lineage: Eukaryota; Viridiplantae; Streptophyta; Magnoliopsida; Zingiberales; Zingiberaceae.